Messenger RNA from Suncus etruscus (white-toothed pygmy shrew), 1734 nucleotides. RefSeq names its product carboxylesterase 4A (gene CES4A). The record is from RefSeq and is a predicted model, not a curated record. The transcript has 14 exons. Bases 1 to 1734 code for a protein of 577 amino acids. NCBI's taxonomy places the organism in Eukaryota, Metazoa, Chordata, Mammalia, Eulipotyphla, Soricidae.
AUGCACCGGAUUCUGUGCCUGAGUAUAACCCUCUACCUUACAGGGAUCACAGCUCUAGGGAAGCUGCACUCCAACAAGCCUCUGGUGGCCACCAAGUAUGGGGUUCUGCAAGGAAAGCAGGUGUAUGUCCAGAAGAUGCCCGUCAAUGUCUUCCUAGGAAUCCCCUUCUCCAAACCUCCUCUGGGGGCCCGCAGGUUUGCAGCCCCAGAGCCUCCGGAGCCCUGGGAAGGAAUCCGAACUGCCACCAGCCAUCCCCCUUCGUGCCUUCAGGAGUCCUGGGGGCAGGUCAAUUCCAUGUACCUUCACACCGGCAAAUACUAUAAUUGGAUGACCUUCAGCGAGGACUGCCUGUACCUAAACGUGUAUGCGCCGGUGUUCGCACCCGAGGAACCCCCAAUCCCGGUGAUGGUCUGGUUCCCAGGAGGCGCCUUCCUCGUGGGUUCCGCUUCCACGUAUGAUGGCUCGCAGCUGGCAGCCCGCGAGAAAGUGGUGGUGGUGAUUCUGCAGUACAGACUUGGCAUCCUAGGAUUCCUAAGCACCGGCGACAGCCAUGCCCGUGGGAACUGGGCGCUGCUGGACCAGAUUUUGGCUCUGCACUGGGUGCAGGAGAACAUCAGGGCCUUCGGUGGAGACCCAGGCCUUGUGACCCUGUUUGGCGAAUCCUCUGGGGCCUUUUGCGUCUCAGGACUGAUGCUGUCACCCCUAGCCCGGGGUCUCUUCCACCGAGCCAUUUCCCAGAGUGGCACUGCCCUCGUCGACACAUUCAUCACUCCUGACCCACUCAAGGUGGCCAAGAAAAUUGCCCAGCUGGCAGGUUGCCAACACAAUAACACGCAGGUUCUAGUCAGCUGUCUGAGGGAUCUAUCGGGACAUCAGCUCAUGCGCAUAUCCAAGAAGAUGAAUUUCUUCCACUUCAACCCCCAUAAGGAUCCUCAGGAGAUUGUGUGGUUUCUGACCCCUGUGGUGGAUGGUGUGGUGCUCCUAGAUAACCCUAUGGCAUCCCUGAGCCGAGGCCAGGUUGCACCUGUGCCAUACCUUUUGGGCAUCAAUAGUCUGGAGUUCAGUUGGUCCCUGCCUUAUCUCCUGCAUAUCUCGCUGAAACCACACAACAUGAAUAAGGAGACCAUUUCCAAGAUGCUAUGGAGUACCAGCACCCUGAUGAAUAUCACUAAGGAGCAGUUGCCCAUAAUAGUGGAGAAAUACCUGGGCCAGAUCGACUACCGGGACUUGAAGAUGAUCCGGAAGCAAGCCGAGGAGCUGGUUGGGGACAUAACCUUUGUAUAUGCCACGCUGCAGACUGCUCGCUACCACCGCAAUGCUGGCUUCCCAGUCUACCUAUAUGAGCUUGAGCGAGCAGCUCCCUGUCACUUCAUUCACAAACCCCCAGCUUAUGGUGCCGACCAUGCGGAUGACAUCCACUAUGUCUUUGGGAGUCCAUUCUCCAAAGGCCAGUCCACAAGUGAGGAGAGAAUGCUGAGUCGCCAAAUGAUGAAAUACUGGGCCAACUUUGCCCGCACAGGAAACCCUAAUGAUGGAAAGCUGCCUUAUUGGCCUCCUUAUGACAAGGAUGAGAAGUAUUUGCAGCUGGAUUUCACCAUAAGAGUGGGAGCGAAGCUCAAGGAGGAGAAGAUGGCCUUCUUGAGGAGGCUGCGCCACGAUGAGGACCUGAGCGAAAGAGGCAUCCCCGAGGGGGCCAAUACAGGAAGAGCCACUACUCAGGCCUCAAAGACAUAA